UGCCUUCCAACGACCAGAAUGAUAUUCUCUGCGGAAUAUGCUCCACAAUUUCCAUAGAUCCAUCGCUGGGCAUCGGGAUUCGAAGAAUAAUUCCAAUACGAAUCCACCGAUCUCCUCUGCGACUCCUCAUCUUCGUCAAAAUACCUUCUCUCGGCCAAGAAAUGACGAGCGAAGACGGCGACGAAUCCAUGGCUCUACUCGACUGCCACCGUCCCUUCGAGGGCCUUUCAUCGCCGCCUGUAAAGCCUAAAGGCGGUGCCUGGCUGCUCUCAUUCUUCCUCAGGGCUGUCGUGAUGGCGGUCGCCCUUGCUCUUUUCUUCAUAUUUGCUGGCAUCGCGGUAGUUUUCCUUCUUCUCCUGUGCCUUAUUGGAAGGAUUCUUCGUCGCCGUCGGAGGCUCUUCGAAGCCAUGGUCGGGCCGCCGGCGUUGGAAAGCUACGGCCUUUCUCCGGAAGAGCUGCGAUGCCUUCCCUGCUUCAGCUACUCUGGUCGACCGGAAGCUCAGGACUGUGCUGUGUGCCUGGAGGAGUUUCGGGAGGGUUGUUGGUGCAGGGCACUCCCAGGCUGCAACCAUGAAUUCCACAGGCUUUGCGUGGACCGGUGGCUGGAGAAAUCUCCACUGUGUCCUAUCUGCCGUUGCAGUGUUACGAAUUGGCCGCCCUUGAUAGGCCGCUAGGGUGUAUUCUGUAGUGUUGCUUCAGUGGUUUCAAGUAGUUUUGCUUCAGUGAGUGCAAGUAAAAGAGUUCUUUGAAUACCUUCUAACAAGCAGUGCUUAGCUUGAUAAUUUGGGAGAUAUCUUCUGUAAAUUCACUCAGUGUGAGAUUCAACUGGUUUGUAUAUAUGAGCUGGAAUUGCUGCUACUAUUCAUAUCUUCUGGUUGCAGAUGAUAUUGAGGUUUCGUUUGGGACGACUUUCUUAUUGCUUCUUAAAGCAACUUUCUAGUAUAAAAUUUUUAAUUUUUAUACUAAAAAGCUGCGUUAAGAAAAAACAAAAAAGCCGUCCCAAACGAAGUCUGAGUCAAGUCCGAGCAAGCCGACUGCAAUUCAAAUUAGAAGUUCUAUUCUGGUGAUCAGUCAAAUUCAAGUUAA
Molecule: messenger RNA, 1086 nt
Organism: Dendrobium catenatum
Lineage: Eukaryota; Viridiplantae; Streptophyta; Magnoliopsida; Asparagales; Orchidaceae
Product: RING-H2 finger protein ATL56
Exons: 2
Coding region: 162-674 (170 amino acids)
Source: RefSeq, a predicted model, not a curated record